UCCACACAUUUUUUGAAUUUGAUUGAAUAUCAUUAAGCCAUUAAUUAGCCAUAAAGUCAAAGGACAUGAAAUACAUUUGUUUUUCUAUUAAUUGAGCUCUUAGAAUAUCGUUCCAAAAUCAAAAGUCAAAAUUUAUUUGAGGUGGAGGGAGUUUUUUUUUUGUCAAAGGGAUGGAGGAUUGGAGGGUGUAUAAUAUGGUGUUAAACUCAUUUUAUUUGACUUGGGUUAGAUUCUGGAACAAGGCUUAAGAAAUCUAUUGAACUCAAUUACUCCAUAUAAUAUAAAACUGUACGAAUGUAUAAUUACCUCUUUAUCCAAACAAACACACUUUAUUUACACUUUCCCAGUUUCUGCGAAGAUUAUGGUUUGAUUGGUUUCUGCACUUGAAUUUUAUUUAUCGCGAAACUUAGGGAGGCGGCUCAACACAAAGAAAUCCUCUCCCAUCGCCGGCCAAUUCCAUACGCUAUUGAGCUUCAUCAGAUUCGAUGGAAAGUUAAGUGCGAUAACCAGAUGAACAUUUAUUUGAAAGUUGUCAUUUGAGCAUUUUGGCCAGCACAAUGGAUACACAAGCAUCUAAUGUAUCAAAUGCACAUCCUCCCACAACUACUAAUGUCCCAAGCUCCAAUGUGAACUCUGCACCAGCACAGGAUGGACCUUCUAAGCUAUCCACUUGGGCUAAAAGUUUAAAUAUCCCUCAACCAUUCACAGGAGCUCAAGAUGAUGAGGAUUCAGGAAGUGCAGCAAAAUCAUCGUUUGCUCGUUUCACUAGUGGGUUUGGAAUGCGUUCAUCUCCAAAGUCACCUACAGAAGACAAUUCUGAAGGAACUUCAACCAAUCUCCAAUCUAGCUUUCUAGGAACAUUUACCAAAGGACUAGUUGACUCUUCCAAGAAUGCAGUAAAGGCUGUGUCUGUCAAGGCUAGACAUGUUGUUUCUCAAAAUAAACGAAGAUACCAGGAAGGUGGGUUUGAUUUAGAUUUGACAUACAUUACUGAGAAUAUAAUUGCCAUGGGAUUCCCGGCUGGCGAUAUGAGCUCCGGAUUUUUUGGGUAUGUUGAGGGAUUCUAUCGAAACCAUAUGGAAGAAGUGAUCAAGUUUUUUGAGACUCAUCAUAAGGACAAAUACAAAGUGUACAAUCUUUGUUCUGAGAGAUUGUAUGAUGUAUCAUUGUUCGAGGGGAAGGUGGCUAGUUUCCCAUUUGAUGACCACAACUGUCCUCCAAUUCAACUCAUAAUGUUGUUUUGUCAAAGUGCAUAUUCAUGGUUGAAGGAAGAUAUUGAAAAUGUUGUGGUUGUUCACUGUAAGGCAGGAAUGGCAAGGACUGGCUUGAUGAUCUCAAGUCUUCUUUUGUAUUUAAAGUUCUUCCCGACAGCUGAGGAAUGUAUUAACUCUUACAACCAGAAAAGGUGCAUUGAUGGGAAAGGCCUUGUCCUGCCAAGUCAGAUUAGGUAUGUCAAGUAUUUUGAACGUAUCUUAAUGUACUUCAAUGGAGAGAACCAGCCUGCACGCAGGUGCAUGCUAAGGGGAUUUCGACUCCAUAAAUGCCCUUAUUGGAUCAGGCCCUCGAUUACAGUCUCUGAUCAUAAUGGUGUGCUUUUUUCAUCAAAGAAACACCCAAGAACUAAGGAUAUGCUGCCUGAAGACUAUUGGUUUAGUGCACCGAGAAAAGGGGUAGUGGUUUUUGCUCUUCCUGGGGAGCCCGGCCUUACAGAGUUAUCUGGGGAUUUUAAAGUUCAUUUUAGUGAUCGGCAGGGAGACUUUUACUGCUGGUUAAACACAACAAUGGUUGAGAACAGGAAAAUCCUCAACACUAGCGAUCUUGAUGGGUUUGACAAGAGAAAACUACCAUCACCUGGUUUCCAAGUGGAAAUUGUGCUCCAGGACUAUGACACUGUUCUUGCAAAGACAUCUCAACGAGAAGCUGAUGUCACUAGUAAAUCAUCUGGUCAAAGCGCCAAUCUUCCCACUGGGCCAGACGGACCCGAUGAGACAAACUCAAACAAACAAUCAGUUGGAAGAAAUGAGAAGGAUGAUGUGUUUUCUGAUAAUGAGGCUGGGGAAACAGGAAAGUCAAAAGAAAAACAAGUCACUGUUGCUGCUUCUGAAUCCUCUUCUGGGAAUAAUAAUAACAGUAAUAAAACGGGAACACCCCAAAUCUCUACUUUAACGCAUAAGACGGAACAAGUAACACUUGGAGAUUCAGGGAUGAAACAUAAUGAGCAGAAGAAGAAUGAUGAUGUGGGACCAAGCCCCUCAGGGCCCGAAGUCUCGAAUACUGGGAUAAGUGAUUUCAAAAUCAUGGCUGCUGAUGCUUCUGUGUUCACAUUUGGAGAUGAAGAUGAUUAUGAAAGUGAGUGAAGCACGUUUAUAAUGGUCAUUUGUAUAAAACAUGCACAUUUCUCUCUUUUACAUUCUUCUGAAGUUAUAAAGAAUAUAUGAAACUCAGAAACUGCAACUGUACUGAUGUUUUUACUUUUCACUUGUAAACUUUGGAGAUUUGUGUUUAGUAGACAUUUCAUUAGAGAAAGUAUAAUGCACCCUGACUAUUAUUUACCUUUUCUUCAUUUGGUUACUGUUUAAUUA
Molecule: messenger RNA, 2582 nt
Organism: Cuscuta europaea
Lineage: Eukaryota; Viridiplantae; Streptophyta; Magnoliopsida; Solanales; Convolvulaceae
Source: the annotation of a GenBank genome assembly